AAAUCUGUAAUUUCUACCCCUAAGCGAGACGACGAAAAGUAUCCUGGUCGCUUUCAUAUGGAAGUCUGCCCCGGGAAUCUGGCGAGUUAGCCUUUAGAAUAGGCGUAAUUUUGAGACGAGUUUGCUGAAGCCAAGAUCUGCAUAUUUGUAAUAGGAAAAAACAAAAAUGUUUUUACCUCAUGCCUUCUCCACUUAGCCGUCUUGAAUAGUCCUGUAGAGAAUAAAACGAAAUUCUGUAAAUAUAAACUGAAUAUAUAUUGCACCUACUAGUAUGGUCCCCCGGGAGCGUCAUACCUAUUUGUUGCUGAUCCCCUCGCGCGACCUCUCAAGGAAGUAGACUGUGACGUAGACUGCGAGCAGUCUCUUAUUUUUCUUUGCAAAGUUACUGCACGCGAAAGUUCCAAGCACGCGAGCGGCGAGCGGCGAAGCCGUGAGACGCGAUAAACGAGGGCGUAAGCCCUACAAAAGAGUCCGCAGUCCGUCGUUUCUCGUCUCGUCCCAAUCAACGUCGUGGUUUGCAAUCGCGCUGGCUGAGAUAAGAACUAGACGGAUUUCAAGAGAAAAGGCGGACUGUAAGCAGUCAAAUGUUUAACUGUAACGAUAAACAGAGCAUGUAAAACGCUCGCACAUUCAACUGACGUAACUCUUUUGCUCGAUUUUAUGGCAGCUCGGGGCCGGGUGGGGGAGGUACUCGACCAAUAUUUGGGUAGAGGUCCUUCAGGGUCAAGCGUUUGCGUUACCGUCGAUCACGCAUACUCGUACCAUACAGCCCCGCUGCAACACCCUCUACUGCGCAAGAGCAGAGGAGUUUUUAUAAAAUAAGAUCACAACUCUGUCACACAACCAAGGCAUUAGCGAUGCCUAAAAGCUGCCAGUAUGGACGAGAUCCAAGAAGUGCUUCAUUUGUUUGACAUAAGAAGAUAUGCAGACCCAUUUGGCGCUCUGAGUGCUCUUAAAACAGUUCUUAUGGGGCUCUCGUGCUGUGUAGUACCCCUGAUCUUACGGCGAUUUCAAGCACACGACGAUUAUCACUGAAUAGUAUAAAUUAAGGGUUCUAUCUGAAGCAAUUACAAUGUAGUUCUUUAGAUUUCCCUCGGUCAGUUGUACUUCUUGUUUGGCUAACGCGAUUUAAUUUGCCUUAAGCGUUCGCAUUGGUGUAUUUGAGCUUCUGCAGUCGAAAGCUUGAUCUCAGACGUUAAUUUACCGAUUUGGCUAAACUUUUGCAUCGUAAAUUAGUCAUGAUUAGUGCCAUAAUAUCCGUCUGAAAAGUUAACAAGACUGGCGUAUUCCUUACCACUCACCUUAUAAUGUAACUAAGUUCCUUGCAUAUCUGACAUGGCGUCACGUAUUUCUCUAAAACUUGUUUCUAAUCCUUUAUAAAACCUAUUUCAAGGUUCAACAACUCGUAUUUGGAGGGCAAAGACCGUUAUGCAUGCAUGACCGUUCACGAUAUGCUAAUUAUCUCCCGACUGUUUUUUGUUAUUCUUUGUUGUACACGUCAAGGGCUUAAAAGACUUAAAAGGCUGAUGAAGUUUGAAUUUGUUGAGCCAACAGAAUGAAAUAAAGACAGUAUAAAGAGAUCACAGCCGCAAACUAAAAAACGAAUGUCGCGUGGAUUUCAAUUGGAAUUUUAAGAACAGCUUAAUAAUCCCGGCCUGACCAAAAAAAAAGUUACUAUAAGCUAAAGCUGCUACUUGAGAGGUACGACGUAAAUAUGCCAUACAGAGUAACAUUUCACCGACAUUUAUUUGAUAUGAACUUUUGACUAAAAGUUAGUUCAUUGAGUAAACAAGGACUGAGAAUUUAUGCAAACAUUUUAACAAGUGAACAAAUUAGGUUCAGGAUAACUAGAAAAGUAAAGAAAAAGGCUUUGGGUAAUUUUUCUCUGGAGUACGAAGGUGCGAACAAUAACAGAAUCAACUCUGUUAUUCAUCUUAUUGUCAUACAGUUCAUACUAUAUCAUAGCCCUAACUAAACAAAAACGAUAUGAUACUUGUGCGAUUAGUUGAAGGUGGAGUUCAACCACACAUAUCAUCUAAACGUAUUGCACUCAAACUUCCUAAACAAGGCACCAAAAGGCACUGAGUCAGGUGUCGGCUUUUUAGAAUGGAUGAAAUUUGGUACAAGUGGGACCAAGAAAUGUCCUUUUUAUAGAGUGGUGUUCGUAUUGAUUCGAUUUCAUAGCGGCAUUGACGUUUGUAACUUACACUAAGGGCACUUUCAACUACUUAAUUUCCUUACUGACUGCUGAAUAUUUUCCUACCUUUAUUCUAUCGUGUCCUCUUUGUGACUUUGCGAUUUCUUGAUCGGGGGAAAAGGCUUCGCCAUUAUGGUGUCCGUUUUGUAACGCUCCAGGCGAAAUUGAGUCGUCUGACAUGCUCCUUGUCAGGCAGGGUCAAUUUUACGCUAGAAAAACACACAUUACCAAAGAAACAUUUCAGCACAACUGUUAACAGCUGAUAAAUUUACUUUAAAUAUUUACCUCGAUCAGGUUCCUCGAAAAAAAACUAAGCAACGCGUUCCAAUUUCAGUCAACCAGAUAGCGAAAACCACUGCAAAAGUCUCCAAACUUAGAGUAAAAAGUUUCUCAAUCAUCCGACGGCAAAAAGAGUCAGCUUCUCGCGCGGGAUUCCGUUAAAAUUCAAAUAAGUUCAUGGUUUACGGACGACGCGCUGAAUUCACUUUGAAUUGAAAUGAGUCUGUAAACGUGCCCUCAGGGGCAGUAUACCUAAAUUGCUUUUGUGUCAGCAACCAAUAGGAAAACGCGCCAUUGAAAAGUGUAGUAACCCCUGGGUUGGCAAGCGGAUGAAUUACGACUUGUAAUAAUUAAAAAUUUGUAAGUAUAAGCAUGAAAAGUUCUAAUGUAAAUUUUAGUUUACAAGGAUGUCAUUAAUAGUUUUGUUAUUGUGGCACGAGUGCGUCCUUCUUUUAAAAUAAGUCGAUCUUGUACAAAAAAAAUGGAGCGAGUUCGGCGCGAAAAAAAAUAAAAUAAUGCCAAAAAGUUCAAAUGACAUUUCAGCGCGCGUGCUAACUUUUAGUACUGAAAUGACUCAGUUCAACUCCCCAUUCGGAUUUUUUACAAUGUGAAUGUUUCAGAUAAUUCUUCUUACCGUAUUUUCAGCAAUUCCAAAAUCUACGCAAGGGUUAUUUUGUGCCAGUUUUUACCCACAAUAUAAAUUUUCAUAAGUUUGGCAUAUGAAAGGUCCGUGGCACUUCCCGAUUAAAAGAGACCGAGUUAAGUAAGUGUCACCGAAUCACUUCUAAACCGGCAUUAACCUCAGCUGUCUCACGUUAAAGAAUUAAAAUUCUCAAAACAGGCCCGUGAUAAUUACAAUUCAACGGUCUCUAAGUAUAACAAGACUGAUUCAGUGUCCGUGACCGUGUGAAAAAUUAUAAUGACUGUUUAAUAACAACCGUAUUACAUACAUACCUGAAACCCAACCUGAAACCGUGAGAUAAAUGUCGUGUCACUGUACCACCGGUAUUACUGGUGAAGUAAAAAAUCAAAACAAUCCUGUCGGCGUUUUCAGAGAGAAAGUUGAAGAUCCGUGAAGUGGAUUUCGGACGAAGGAAAACAAAAAGAAGAAGAAGACUUUCGGGUCACCAAUGCAACACCGGUCGAAUCAGCUUGGCUUCAAAAGUACCAGUUAAAAAGCCACGCCAAUAUUUGUUUAGUGAAUAAAGCAACGGACUCGAGAAACUAACAAAAGUGGCCGAUUUUAAAUAUGCAUGGAUAUGCUUAAAAGUUUACUUUUUAAAAGACUGAGGCGAAACUAGAAAGAGUUAAAUAAACUACUACAUUAUUUAAAACCCUAAAUAAGAUAUAUUGUACCAAAACUCUCUAGUUGCAGAAAGUUCUUUCAAACAUUUCUAUUAACAUUUGAAGUUCAAUUCAGGCUUAUAGUUAAGCACCUGCCUUAUCGUGUCUAUGUAAACAAAAUUAAAAUCCGUAAACUUCCCGCGGGAUAUUGUCAUAUAAUUAUGGGCUAUUUAAGUGCAGCUGCCACCGUGAAGCAUAUGCUUUUCAAGCCGAGUUUUGUCUGGGAUCACUCGCAUGGGGCAGGGGCACCCAACGACAAUUUUCGGAAAAUAUCUGUUCGGAAGACGAUUUGAGAUCUAGAAUUUUCGGAACAUUUGUUGUAAAAUUUCUUGCUUGCCUGCCUCUCUUAGGAUUUUCGAACAUCUAAAAAAUGGUAUAAUUGCCUAUUUUUAACGUAUUUUUACCCUAAAAGGUCACCUAGAAUUUUCGGGAGCCUUUUUUCUGGCUGGAAUUUUCGGAAAGGCAAGUUUUGAUCCCUAUAAUUUUCGGAUCACUAGACUUUCAGCUAGGAAAUCGGAACAGAUAAAAAUUUUUAGGAGAAAAAGAUAUGCUGAUAUCUACCGUUUAAAUACUAAAAUACGUUUAACAAUGCUAUGUUUGAGUGGUUUUGAACUAUAUUCUCGUUGGGUGCCCCUGAUGGGGCAUAGGAAACUGAUCAGUUAUUUUAGGCUAGGGAAACCGGGAUUUGAUCGACACUACUCGAAAAAAUGAAAUUAGCAAAUUUAAAAUUAACCGCGACUUGGUGAUGGCUAUCUUUGAAAAUAACGACUCUAGGUUAGGAGGGGAUUUGGGAACGUUAUUCUAGAAUAAAGGGUAACAAAUUAAAAUUAAGCUGAACCGAGGUCUGGUAUAUGCUAAGGGCUCCAGGGUCUUAGCGGCACAUCCCCACCUACAAUUCAAAUUCCUUAAGUUUACCCCCGGGGGAAGGGGGACUGGAUGUAAACUACAUGCACGUAUGGCGACCCCAGAGACCGCGUGACAAAUUUUUUGUUUUUUUUUCUGAAUGUGAGUUUCUUUUUCAUUGAACAAAACUGAGUCCGGCUGCCACAGCAGAUAAUAGUAACAAUAACAACAACAACAAUAAUAGUAAUAAUAAUAAUAGGUGUUAAUGAUAUAUGAAAUAAAUCAUAAUAAUAAUUUAUUCAUAUAGCGCAAUUUUCUUUAGAGCCCAAUGGCGCUAAGCGACAAAUGUUAAAAAGAAAUAAUUGUACUGAUGGUUAAUUAAAGUAUUAUAGUAAAUGUUAAAAAGUAUUACAAUAAGUGCUUAAAACCAUAAAAAUUGAUAAUUAAAUUAUCUUGCUCUAGACAGACUUCAAGUGAAACUGACUAAAACUUGAAAGGACUAAUUUGCUAAUUUGAUAUAAAUGUUCCCAUAAAAAGAUUAAGUCUGCGCUUUUUUCUUAGUCAUUGGACGCAAGAUCUAAUUUCAAGAGGCAUGUCGUUCCACCGCUGACGAGGUGCCACUGAAAAAGACGUAAUGUACGUAUCACAGAUACUUUUUGGUAUUUUGGUAUUUUUUGGUCCAUAGCUCUAAUCCGUAUAAGAACCUUUACUCAAGUCAUGAUGCGUAAACUAAAGAAAACCAGGCCCUGAUUGUCCUUAUUUCUUCGACGGGAAAAAGUGAAGUCAUUUCAGAUUGCGCACGAAAGCAUCUUGGGCUUUGAAAGUAUUCGUUAAAACAAAUGUUCGUUGCGUUUCAGAAUAGAAAUGUGGAUUGCAAGUGUUGGUCUUAUAUCUUAGUGAGAGGGGACCGAGAUCGAAGUACCCGGUGAACGCCCCUGGGAGAUCGGAACCAGAACCAGCAACAAAUCAAACCACAUAUGACCCGGGCAGGUAGGGGCUCGCUACGAGCCCGGUGGGGCACACUAGUAGAAGUUGGCUUCACUUGACUGGCAGUGUAUUUCAGUCUGAACCUUUCAAACUGGAGAGAUGAAUGAUAACUUUCUCUAGGUUAAAAAAUUAAGUUAACUUUAAUUUAAUAAUGGUAAAGCGGCUCUAUCUUGGAAGACAAGUAGGUAGCGUAAUUUUUCAUUAAGGGUUCAAGAGGCGGUACUUUAACUCUUCGCUGUCUGAUUAAGACCAUUGGUUACCUCUAUACAUUCGAUCGAAAUUAAAGCCAAUUUAUGUCUUAAGGAAUGGCCUGUUACAUAACAGCAAUCUUCGCCCAAAAGAGUUCGUUCAGCCGAACGGAAAGUGAUGGAGGAUAAAGCCGUCAAAAUUGUUAUACUUAACCGCAAGAAACAUCCGCCGUUAGAUUAAAAGAAAAGAAAGCAGGAGGUAUUGUCAAGCAAACUGGACUUUAGAAGCUAAGUCUGCCGGAAAAAUUGCUAAAUCCUUUGGUAGGGAAUCCCCUCCUUAACAUUAACAGAAUCUUCCACGGGGGGUGGGGGGGGUACUUGGCUUUAUUUUUGCUGGGUAUGUGUCGCAGGCCUCUCAGAUUCCCUACCCCAUAAUAGUCUUUUUCUCUGGCCACAUUAUAGACCCCAUCUUAGCCACUUUAUGAAAAAAGUAAUUUUUGCAAUCCCAACUUAGUCACUUUCUGUGAUGUUGUAUAAGUCUUGCUAUUUUUAAAUCACUACAUACCUGAAUUUUCGGACCCCCAAAAUCCUGAAAAUGUGUGACCCCAUUCUAGUAACUCUUAUAAAAAUGCAACCGCCAUAAUAGUCAAUCCAGUCGUGAAAAUGCGACCCCAUCUAGCGGCACAUGCCCAUUAUCCUACUACUAGGAAGUACCACCCCUCCCCCCCGGAUCUACCAAACAGAAAAGAGGACGGCCCUAGACAUGCCAGAAAAUCCCGCUGUCUUCAUAAAUCGCGCUAAUCCGUCGAUAAUCCGAGUGGAAUGCUCUUCAAUGCUUUUGUCCAUAACUGCUUGGCACAAAGUGAUUAUAACAUCGUAGCUUAGGCUGCGCCAACAAUUCAAAUGCAUAGUUUCGUUGAGUUUCCGCUCAGAAAAAGGAUCAGUGAAGUCAGAUGCUGAGCAAACUCGAAACAAAAAUGAGACAAAAAUUAUAACUAGAAAGAAGCUGGGACAUGCAAGCGUAAGUAAUAUUCUAAAUACUUAUCAAAGGUUCUCAUAGCUUCCGCGCGCGUAUCACGACAUUUUCAGUUCACAAGGUUUUUAAUGAAAAUCGCUUUUUUGGAAGCCUCCGUCAAAGCGAGCUUAAUAACUGUAAAAAUUCUAAGGACAGCUUGGUAGCAAGAACUGUUAGUAUUUUAGCACCUUUUUCUUUUCAGCCACACUUUUCGAUGACAGGUUGAUUAGAGUUCCUAUUUAGUCAUAGAACUAUCUGCAAAAAUUUUCCCGAUUCGCUGUACCAUAUCUUAUGUCUUCACGAUUACUUCUAGACUGAUCGUCAGACAAUGGAAGGAUUGGGUUUAAAAAGAUUUUACAGGUUGGACGUUCUGAAAAGGAUUUGAAGGCAUUCAGAUUAAGAAUGAUCCCUAUUAUUUUUUGCAGUAUGUUUGUAUUUAAAUGCUAAACGCCGAGAUUAAAGAGGACUGGAAGCCUUAUUACGUGCGCAGGUCCUACGUAUUAAAUUAAUCCUACUACAUGUACUAGAAAGUAUGAACGUUCUGAAUUCCUCUUUAAAAUUACUAUUGAUGAAUUUUUUUUCGACGAACUGCAUCGACUGAAAGCAGAAACAAAGACCAUAAGAGAAGGGCCGUGCUCCUAGAUGAAAGGCACGACGAUAAGAAUGCUUACAGCUAAUGGGUGUUUUCCGAAAUAAAGCCUCUGGAAAGUCUCUAGUUUCUUUCUCUAUUGCUAAGGGCCGGACUUUGUCAUGCUAUUUGUUAUCCUUUUAAAAAACUAAAACUUUUCAUUUGCUUCGCAUCAACUGAAUUCCAAAAAUUUGAUGUCCAGUUUUGCCAUUUAACAUGCAGUUCAGCCCGGUCGACUCUUUAUAGCAAGAAGGUCACUGCAGCCGGUUACCUCUGAAAGUCAUAGGUUCGACUCCUGUUGGAAAAAUUCUAGGUUUUUUUCGUCCUUCCUUCCUUUCUUUUCUUUUCUUUUCUUUCUUUUUCUUUCUUUUUUUAAAUAUAUUCCUCUAUCGUGAGAGAAGCGAUAACCGAAGCAAGCCUUUAUACGCAUACCACGAUGAAUAAUAUCUUUCAUCACAGGCUUCUGUGGUUGAAGUGGAAGGCUGCGAAAGGUACACUUAGGGACGGAGCAUUAGAAAACUUAUGGGGGAGGGGGGGGGGGCGGGCGAAGUACAAGAAAAAUAUUCGCGCAAGGGAAAAUUAAAUGAAGAAAAAAUUCAUGCACGCCAAAUAACCCUAAAAAAUAUUCAUGCUAUGGCCUAAAAAAAAUUCAUUCAAGGAAUUUGAUGACGAAAGAAGAUUCCUGCGCCUAGAAAAUUCCCCACCCCUCCCCCCAUAACGUUUCUAAUGGUCCGCCCUUAACAGGAAAAUUUCAAUAAUCGGUAACAAUUGCGUAUGAAAAAAAGUGUGCAACAAGGGGAAAUCGAGAAAUACUUCUACAAAAGUUACGUGGGACAGGUAUUUACAUGCCAUGGUGGUUGGUACCAAAAGAAGAUGAAUUAUCCCCCAUUAGAAAAAUAAUAGCAAAAAUAAUUGUCACCAGGAGCGGCUCCUGUUGCCACUUACAAAGCGCAAUUACUACAUGCAUUCGCAGUAGCGCUACUAAUAACCAUAUGGAAAUCAAAUCUGAAAACUUUUAGGCUAACAAGUUUUCAAAAACCACAAUUCCAAUCCGUUUCAAACUUCUUCCAAUUUUUCUAACCGUCCGGCACCUUUUUCACAUGUUUGCUGUGUUAUCUAUACCUUCCUUGCUGAAUUUUGAUAAUUCUCAAUUAAGGCAUGAAAAGAUGGUGCAAAUAAAAAGGCGAGAGUCAAUACUAUUUUCAAUUCUAUGGCGCUGCCACCCAUGGCAAGAGGAAUGCGUACUGUGCUCUUUAGUUCUAUUUUUAGAAAUUCAGUAAUUAAUACGUAUAAGAAGAAAACAAAAAGGUUGUGACGUACUAAGUGUGUUAGUAACUAAUAGCCCAUUUUCGAGUUCGCAAUGACCGCUGAAUUAAAGAAGUGAAGACGCAUUUUGUACAGCCUUAGCCUCAAUCUGAAGUAAUAUAUUCAAAAAUUCCAACGAGAAAAAGACCUUUUUAUUACUCUGCCUAUUGCCCGGGGGGGGGGCACUUUUGGAAAUUCUGGGUGGGGAUGUGCCGCUGGGACCCUGGAACCCUUAACCUAUACCAGAGCUAGUUCAGCUGAAUUUUGCUACCCUAUACUAGAGUAAACUCCCAAAAUCCCCCUAUCCUAGAGUAGCUGUUUCCCCAGUCUAGAUAAAAUCUUCAACCAACUGAUCAGUUUCCUGAAAAAUGAUACCCUAUUCUAGACCCAAACGCCCUGAUUUAUAUACCCUAUCCUAGAGUAAACUGCUUGAAAACCAUACCCUUCACAGCGGCACAUACCUAUAUAGCCCAUAUAUGGCAGUACCCCUCCCGGGGUCUAUUGCGUAUAUUCGAAUUUCAAACACUUACAAGAAUUUCUGAAUAUUUUAAGUUCCGUCGAGGCUAACCGUGUAUGAAUGUGUCGUUAAUAUUUGUAUUCAGCGGUGAUUUUUAAUUCGAAACUGGACUAUUACUACAGAACAUGUUUCUAUGACCGCACCUUUAACUAAAGAAGGCGGUUAGUUAUACUCAGGAAAAUAAAGACGUGCUAAGUGAGUUAGUAACUAAUUACUACAUGUUUCUAUGACCGCUCCUUUAAUUGAAGAAGCUGGUUAGUUAUGCUUAGGAGUCCCAUGAACCUGUUUAUUGAGCUAUUUUGAAAAAAUAGCUCAUAUGUCAGUGGUGUGAGCGUAUGUAUCUUUGUGGCUUUGUAUCUUUGUAACUUUGUAUCUUUGUAUCUUUGUAUCUUUGUAUCUUUGUAACUUUGUAUGUUCGGAUGUUUGUUGCAAGAGCCAAUAAGGUUGAAGGUACUAUGAGUUGAUGCUAAGGAACCAAUGAGAUCUUGGCAUCUACUUAAAAAUCACAUUGCUAAAGGUCGAACAAGGGCACUUUAAGACCGCCAUCUUGAUUCUUUACAAUUUGUUCGUCUUUUAUUACGGCUACAGGUGUUUGGAAACAUUAUAUUAAAUAUCUUCAUGAUUCAAACGCUGUAUACAGUGAUGCAGCUGUUUAAGGGUUCAUAUUUUAGUGUGGAUGCUACUUCAAGACAUUUCUGACCGAAUUCGGCUAUCGCGAACGGUACCACGCACGUAUUUAUGAGUUGUGUUCCACCUGCUUCAAGGUAGAGUAUAAACGAUCAUAUAUUUUCAAAGCUCUUCCAGUGAAGCAAUAAUUGAUAUUUGAAAGUAUGCGGCCUAUAAAAUGUGGUUUUAGAAGUUUGAAAAGCAGCUUAUUUUUUUAAAGCUGUACCGAGUAUUGUUAAUCCUGUAAACAAGCUGUAGAAAUAUUAUUCUCUCGCUCACAAAGUUCAACAGACCUUUUUCGUUCCGGCAAAACAACAACAAAAAGGAAUAAUAAGUGAACAACAUGAUACAUCCUUCCUGCAUACUAAGCAUUAUAGUUAUUGAAACGUAUUUUAUUUAGUAAAGAUGCGUAUAAACUUAAGUAGAAACAGUAGCGUUAGGGAAUAAAAUUAGAAGAAGCUAGUUGACACAAUAAUUAGGUACUGCUUUAUUGAGUGGAGUAACAUGAUAUGAGCAGAAAUAUAUUUCGGCAGUUUGUUAAUUUUCUUGGAAGUUAAUAAUUGUUAGGCUAUCAACCUUGACGUUGCAUGAAACAUAAUUUAAUUGCAGCUGUUGUAAUGAAGCCGAGGUGAUUUCUUAAAAUCGUUUGAGAAAAUUUUGUAGUAAACAAUUUGCGUUUUUUUUAAAGUACGAAUUGUAAAAGGGUCAAAGACCAACAUCUUCACGUGCAAAUUGUGCGCAUGAGUUAUUUUUAUAAUUCUGUUUACUCGAUUACUGUGUGAUAACUCGAAUUCCCUCACGUACUAACCAAGAAAGGGGGCAAAGUCCAACACUUUCACGUGCCAGUUGUGUGACUGUACAUCUCAUGCAGAUUGGCUUUUCACAAUAGUAAUAGUGACUUGAACGUAUGAAGACCUGUUUUGUUUUGUAACCAAUGCCUUAAAAAAGGCUCUUGUCUUUUAAGAAGCAAUAGCUUUUAAAACAUGAAGAAAUAAGUUGUCAGAGUUAAACACUGUUUCACUGAGUAGAAUCGCACGUGAAAACCUCGUGAAUUGUGAUGAUGCAACCAUAUACCACAAUGAUAAAAAUCCUGGUAUUUCGUGACUACUCGAAUUCGAUGAGUUACAUUUUGGCUUAAGAAACUCCGAGGAAACCUUAGAGUUUUCCCUCUAAUCAACGUUUGGUGAGUAGACAUAUAUUUUACUUUAACAAUUUGUUUAAAUUGCACCAAAUGUAACAGGGAAAGACAGAGGAAAGUAGCAUGAGGAUCGACGCAGCUGAGCGUUUCGCGUUUUCAUUUAUUUACGGCAAUGCUCAAUUUCGCACAAAAACCCAGUCUACAUUUAGGACGAAAAACGUAGAUUCAUCACUCUUGGUAAGGUUACACUGAAGCAUUAAAGUUACACUGAAGCAUUCAAAAUAGCUCAUGCAUGUUUAACGUGCCUAUGUUUGUGUUAAGCUGUUGGGGUGCAAUUUUCUAGUGAUUUGUGGUAAAACGUUAUUUGAAUGAUUCUUAAUUCUGAAGGAUUUUUAGUAUUGAGUAUAUAAUAGAAAAACCCAGGCUGUAAGUUCUCAGAUUGAGCCUCUUUUGAAAUUUGUAUCUUUUAAUAUUCAUAAUUAGUUAGUAAUCUGAUUUAAUUUUUGGUAAUCUGAUUUUUAAUUUUACAUAUUUUAAGCUAUGUAGGGUUCCCAAUUAGCAACCCCAUUUUCACAAGGAGCUUCAUUCCUUAGACACAUAACUGAAACUAAAUCAGGGACUGAAAGCAUCCUUUGCUAAGAGAUUAAAAUCAGCAGUAUUACCUAAAUUGAAUUAAAGUCCGUUUGUCAAUUAUUAUUUGUAGAGCAACUGUAACCUGUAAAAGUUACAUUACAGUCCCCGAACUGACUCAGUCAAACAAUUUAAGAUUGCACCAAUCACUAAAACAGACUUUAAGGGCCAAAUGACAAGACUCCACGCCUUUAAGACCAAUAUAAAAUUUAAGUCUUUCUUGAAUGAACGUUUAUUUGCAUCUGUGUCGUAGUUACGCAUCGCUCGCAUCGAUUUUUCCUUCCGUGCAGCUAUGUUGCCGGCCGCUUUAGAACAGUAAGACCUAUUUAUUUGCAACUAGCGGUGAAACAUAACAACUGCAUGGCUGUGAGUCUAAUUCCAAAUGUAUUAGGUUUUCAACGAUUGUACUGUUUCAACUUAAGGCCAGUUAAGGAAUUGCGCGGUACGAUUCUCGAUACCGGACCCUUUUUCCGACAACUGUUCAUCAGUUCAGCAAAUGGGGAACUUAGGGGAAGGGAGUUGUUAUUUCGUAUUCGUACGUUAUUAUUGAUAUUUACUAAUUAACUGCUGUUGAAAAGGGAGUUUAAGGACGGACCAUUAGAAAAGUUAUGGGGGGGGGGGGAAUUUUCGAGCCGCAGGAAUUUUUUUUUCGUUAUCAAAUUCCUUGUAUGAAUUUUUUUUAGGCCAUAGCAUGAAUAUUUUUUAGGGUUAAUUGGCGUGCAAGAAUUUUUCUCAUUUAAUUUUUGUACUUCGCUCCCCCACCCCCCCAUAAGUUUUCUAAUGGUCCGUCCCUUACAAAGCUGAUUAUCUUGUAACGGGACUAACCUGUCCGUAAACAUCAAAACGAUAUAUCACAGAUGUAUACAGAUGAAACACUGUUAUGCAUCGAAGUAAAUCUUACGUGGAUACUGAAAUAAUUGCGAGAAUGAACUAAUGUGGAGGAGGUUAUAGGCCGUGUCACCCUUCACAAAUGAUGCUUUAUUUGUGCUUUUUUCUGUUAGACAAAGCCAAAUUAAAUUGGGAUUAAAACCUUUAAAAGAGACAAAUUUGGGCUUGUCUCAGACUUGCUUUGAUAGAUCAAAAGGCCGACACUGAGCUAAAUAAGUGCUCAUCAGUGUUUUUAACUGCGAUAAUAAACACCUUCUAAUUGAAUUCUUCCCCCUUAAUCUUUCCUUUUUCCUAAGCGAUACCAGUCGAAUAGGUAAAAGUUAACAUACCCUUAGGGGUUCCAAAAUCUGCAUUACGACAAUCAUCCCAGUUUCUAUUUCAUUUCAGUGGUAUUCCCCUUUUCAGGGCACUGGUCAAUUAAAUUACAACUUAUUUUAUUAAUUUGCGGGUCUGUGACGUCUAUGGUCUGUUGAAUCAGCUAUAUAAAGUAACUCGCACUUUUACCGAUAGUUCAUAUGACUUGAUCUAAUCGCGCUUUUUCGAGUUUUCUAUGCGGCCCUCAUGGGCCCUUUGUGGCAAAGCAACAAUUACUUGACCUUACUUCUGGUUUUAAAUUUGAUAGAAAACAUUACAGCUUUCACGAAUUUCUGAGGCUUUGACUGCGCUUACCUCAUGGAAAAACCGCGCAAGUAAUUCCCGUGGGAACUCAGUGAACAGUUCAUCCCGGUAGAAAUAUUUCGGUAAAAGGCAUUUCCUGCUUUACCGUGACGACCGAGAUUUUCUGUUCCAUCUGUGGGGAUUAAUAGGGUCAGACUUCCUCUAAGCGAAAGCGAUACUCCCUUUUACCUGUAUUUUCUCGCCUGAAAAGCUACUCGACGUUUUUUGGUCAAAGUGGAGAAAAUUUUCGUAGGUAAAAAAGAAAAAGAAAAUCAUUCACGGCGCAAAUGACUUCCUGUUGACAGAAUUUUUUCACAAAUCAAACAAAAUGUUGUGUAGCGCAAGAUUGCGCAAAAAUUGGUUUCAACGGAGGAACGUGUUCCUGCACGAUGGCCAGUGGCGCAAUCAGAUGGAGCUCCGGGGGGGUACUGCCAUAUAUGGGCUACAUAGGUAUGUGCGCUGUGAAGGGUAUGGUUUUCAAGCAGUUUACUCUAGGAUAGGGUAUAUAAAUCAGAGCGUUUGGGUCUAGAAUAGGGUAUCAUUUUUCAGGAAACUGGGGAAAUAGCUACUCUAGGAUAGGGGGAUUUGGGGAGUUUACUCUAGUAUAGGGUAUCAAAAUUCAGCUGACCUAGCUCUGGUAUAGGUUUAGGUUUCCAGGGUCCCAGCGGCACACCCCCACCCAGAAAUUCCUAAAGUACCCCCCCGGGGAUGGAGCUCCUGAAUUCUGUCACGAUUGACGCAAGAAUUGAAGCUCCGGGAGGGUACUCCCUUACAAUUGCCUUAUAGGUAUAUGUCGCCCCAAAGGGUAUGAUGUUUGCGCCGUUUUGGUCAGAAAACGGGUAUAGACUUUACUUAUUUUGGUCGGAAUCGAGGGAAUUCGGGAAUGCAAGGCCGUAUUUGUCGUUUGAAUUCGAAAUGAAUAAGAAAGAAAGAGUAAUAGGCAGAUUCGAAAUUGCCUGCGUGCAGACGUCUCCUAUUUCCUUUGUUGCACGCGUGCAACAAAGGAAAUAGGAGACGUCUGCACGCAGGCAAAUUCGAAAUGGCUUUUACGAAAUCUUUUUCUUGGCGUUCUAAUCUAAGUAAUGAUAACAUAACUUCUGCCUACAUCAGGUCUGAAAAACAUUUUUUGUCUGAAAUAGGGUCAAGAUUUGGAGAACCGGGCAUCACGCCCCCACAAUGAAUUCCCAGGAAUACCUCUUCCUCCCACCCCCCGAAAUUCAAGGGAGGCCCGAGAAGCCUUCGGGCGAUAAAUCACGACACGCACGUUUCAAGGAAAGAUAAAGAAACGAUUGACCAGCAUGAGCUGUCUGAGUUUAGACCACUGAAAUAUUCGAGUCUGGGGGCCACCUGUUUUGUUAAUUAACCUGCUUCAAGACGGGGCGGGUUUAAUUUUUUUUUUUAAAUAGAGACCUUCAAGUUCAUUCACAUAUGCUGAACAGAUGGCCCUUCACUCUAAGGAGGUCGUUCGAAAAGCAACCCUUUUUGCCCACGAUAAACCCAAAUUCUAUUCUUCAGUUAGGUUUUCGUGAUUCAAAAGACUUCAACCGUGGCUAA
Molecule: messenger RNA, 14836 nt
Organism: Porites lobata
Lineage: Eukaryota; Metazoa; Cnidaria; Anthozoa; Scleractinia; Poritidae
Source: the annotation of a GenBank genome assembly